AUGCGAGUUACCCGAUCAAUGGCUUCUAAAGCUGCGGCCAACGAGGACGAUAACGCAAACCCCUCCAUCAAGAAAAAUACCGCUAAUAUAUCCAAUCACCAAUCGGGUUCUAAGAGGAAAGCAAUUCAUGAGAUUGACAUCAACGGAUUGCCUCACAACCUCGGAAAACACGCUGUCGUCACUGCUUCUACCGAUACCUUGGAAAAGACCAGGAGCGAAGAAAACCAGAACAAGCGCAUCAAACUAGAAAGCCCGGGGGAGACAACCCGAGAUAAUGUCGCAUCCGCAAUAACUAAGAGCCAAAAAACCGCUGCGCAGUAUGGCCUCACGCCGGGACUCACUCCCUAUCCAGACUUUCAGCAUCCUACGCCCGCCGAGUGUGAAGAGGUCAAUCGCCUCUUGUCAACGGUACAUGGUGAAAUCAAAGCUCCGAGUAGUAUUCCACAGCCGUCGCUCACGGUUACGGGCUGUGGUGAAGUCCCGUCUGUUUUGGAUGCUCUCAUCCGAACUAUUUUAAGUGGAGCAACUACCGGUGCCAACGCAGCGCUUUCUUUUCAAGGUCUUGUUCAGAGAUUUGGGAUUCUUGAUAGCGGCAUCGGCAAGGGUAGUGUCGACUGGAAUGCUGUCCGUGAAGCCCCGGUCGAUGACGUUUUUCAAGCAAUGAAAAGCGGUGGUCUAGCAACCACGAAGAGCAAAUAUAUAAAAGAGAUUCUCGACAUGGUAUAUGAAGAGAACCAACAACGCAAAGCAGCACACCUCAAAUCGGAGGAAAGCGGCGAGCAAUCAGGCCCUAUCGGUGCAGAUCAUGAAUCAAAGGCCCAAAAGGAUGUUGAGAUAGCACUGACUGACGAAAAUGUGCUUUCGCUCGACUGGAUUCACGCCCUGGACAAGGAACAAGCGAUGCUUGAAUUGAUCAAGUACCCUGGCAUCGGACCCAAAACAGCUGCCUGUGUGGUACUGUUCUGUCUUCAGCGCCCCUGUUUCGCAGUCGACACGCACAUUUUUCGUAUUUUGAUCUCAAUAAUUUUAAAAUUUAGUGAACCGCAAUUACUGGAGCAUCUGCCGGCUUCGGUCCAGUCUUUACUGGAUAACAUCGACAUUGACUGCGAAACACUCAAGUAUGGCUCGAUUGCCGGGCUUGCAUCUGUGCUCGCGCUUUAUUUCGGAUAUCUGUAUCUGCUCAGUUCGAGAGAGUCCCCAGUCAAAUUCAACGUCCCGCUGCCCCCGCCGCUACGAACAGACUGGCAGGGUAAGAAGUGGGAAGACCUGCAGGGCGAGGAGAAGAAGAUAGUCGACAACCAGGUGCAGGGCAAAUGGAAAUCGGAUCGAAUAGUGAGCUAUUGCCCCGCGGAUGGAAGGAUCCUGGCUUCUGGGAUUCCUCUUGCAACGUCUGAGUCGGUCGAUCGGGAUAUUCAAACUGCAAAGCGCGCGCAAGCCGAGUGGGCGCAAACGACGUAUGCGCAGCGGAGGAGACUUCUCAAGACGCUUCUCAAAUAUGUUCUUGACAACCAGGACGACAUCGUCACUGCUUGCUGUUUGGAUUCCGGAAAAACAAGAAUCGAUGCAACCUUGGGGGAGAUUUUGGUGACGACUGAAAAGCUCAAGUGGACCAUCGACCACGGCGAAAAGGCGCUUGCAACUGAAAGGAGACCAACAAACUUCCUCAUGAUGUACAAAAAGAAUGUGGUCCGCUACGAACCGCUCGGUGUGGUCUCGGCGUGCGUUUCCUGGAAUUACCCCUUCCACAACUUGAUCUCGCCCGUCAUCAGCGCACUGUUCGCAGGUAAUGCCAUUGUGGUGAAGCCUUCUGAACAGACUGCGUGGAGCUCGACGUUCUUUAUCGACAUUAUUCGACGCGCCCUGACGAGCUGCGGCCAUUCGCCUGACCUGGUCCAGCUUGUCAUCUGUCUGCCUCAGGUUGCCGAUGUGCUGACCUCUCACCCUGACAUUUCGCAACUGACGUUUAUCGGUUCACGACCAGUAGCUCACAAGGUCUGCGAGUCAGCAGCAAGGUCGCUCACCCCGGUCACGGUGGAACUUGGCGGAAAGGACCCUUUUGUGAUCCUAGACGACGCGACCACUGUCAAAAACCUGUCCUCUGUCGCAUCAAUUCUCAUGCGCGGCGUCUAUCAAUCCGCGGGCCAAAACUGCGUGGGAGCGGAACGUGUGAUUGCCCUUCCAGGCGUGUACGACAAGCUCAUCGACAUCGUCACUCCGCGUGUCCAACGCUUAGUCCAGGGCUCCGUCCUUCUCGACUCCAAAACACGCCCUGAAGAUCCCAACUACAAACCAUUUACACCGGAUAUCGGGGCUAUGAUCUCGCCUGCUGGCUUUGCUCGUCUCGAGUCGCUUGUCGCCGAGGCAGUGGAACAAGGAGCUCGUCUCCUCCACGGUGGAAAACAGUACCACCACCCGAAAUACCCUAACGGUCACUUCUUCACACCCACGCUUCUCGUCGACGUCACGCCAUCGAUGCGCAUCGCACAAGCCGAACUGUUUGCCCCGAUCAUGACCAUCAUGCGCGCAACAUCCGUGGCCGACGCGAUUUCCGUUGCUAAUUCUACUCCCUACGCACUCGGCGCCAGCGUCUUUGGCUUCAACGCCGCCGACGUGGAGGCCUGUGUUAGCGGUAUCAAAGCAGGCAUGGUUGCCGUCAACGACUUUGGCGCGUAUUAUGCCGUGCAGCUGCCAUUUGGCGGCGUCAAGGGAUCCGGAUACGGCCGAUUUGCGGGCGAAGAAGGGCUGAGAGGCGUGAGCAAUCUCAAGUCAGUCUGCGUUGAUCGUUUCCCCAGGAUUAUUGGCACCGCGAUUCCACCUGCCAUGGAUUAUCCGAUCUACAAAGGAGAAGGGGCGAGGAAAAACGGCAGUGGAGCUGGAGAGAUGUGCAAGGGAGUGGUUCAGACGGGCUAUGAGCCGACGAUUGCUGGGAGGGUUAGGGGUAUUCUCCGGAUACUGGCGAACUCUUAG
Talaromyces rugulosus is the source of this 2967-nucleotide messenger RNA. RefSeq lists its product as uncharacterized. Gene Ontology annotation, biological process: base-excision repair. The coding region runs from base 1 to 2967 and encodes 988 amino acids. NCBI's taxonomy places the organism in Eukaryota, Fungi, Ascomycota, Eurotiomycetes, Eurotiales, Trichocomaceae. The transcript has 5 exons. Gene Ontology annotation, molecular function: aldehyde dehydrogenase (NAD+) activity. The record is from RefSeq and is a predicted model, not a curated record.